Molecule: messenger RNA, 1024 nt
Organism: Emiliania huxleyi CCMP1516
Lineage: Eukaryota; Haptophyta; Isochrysidales; Noelaerhabdaceae
Exons: 1
Coding region: 42-767 (241 amino acids)
Source: RefSeq, a predicted model, not a curated record
CCUUCUGGACACUUUGGACUGAUGGGAGGAAAGCGCGCGGCAUGUCAAGCGCAGCGUCCCCGAACAGAGAUGCGCACCGGUCAGACAGAGAGGCUCUGGUGGACGACCUGCCUGAGGAUGUGCUGACGGUCCUCGUCCGCACGCUCGCCUCGCAACCACGCAGGCCCCAGGCGCUCCUCGCCCUAACCUCGACCUGCAAAGAGCUGCGCGCACUGCUUCCGCCGACUGUGCGGAUCGACGCGGCGCGCGACACGGUCGACCACACCCUGGGCGCCCGCCCUUCGCUCGGCGAGCUUCAGGCGCUGGGAAUCCUUCCGGUUGGGGCGCACACCUCGGCGCGGCUCGCGGCAGCGCAGCAGGCCCUGCAGCGGGAGAUGACGCGUGCGGCGGUGGUCUCGCGGCUGACGAGCCGGCCCGACCCGUCCGAGCUCCUCCAGCGCGGCGUGCUCAAGCACUCGUACGCCUCGGCGAUGAGCCCCUCCCUCGCGCAGGCCGCCGAGCAGCUGGAGCACGCUAUGCGGCGCGACCAGCUCACGCACAGCCUCGAGCGGCGGCCGAGCCCGGCGGAGCUGAGGGCGCACGGCAUCGUCCGCACGCCCGCGGCGCUCUCCUCGCGGCUGGCCGAGGCGGCGGACCGGCUCGAGCGGCGACGGCGGCGCGACUCGCUCAGUGCGCACCUCGAGAUUGGGCGGCUCUCGCUCGAGGAGAACUCGCCUCCGCGGGCACUGCGGCGCGCCGCGUCCUGGACGGCAGCGUCGCAGGCGUGAGUCGCGGCCAGCCAGGCCGCGGUUCGGCCCAUUCACCAUGGACGAAUCUUCGAAUCAACACUUUCUCAGUCUCUCAAUCGGCGCGCUCAAAACGAAAACCAGGACGAUGUCCCGUGUAUCUGUAAACUGUGUGCCUGUGUCUAUCUGUAUCUGCCCGCAGUCAGGGCGCUGGUGUGUAGAGACCGCGAUUGGUCCUGUGCUAUUGAGAGAGUGGCUAACAGUAUACCACGGACCACGCUCUGUAUACGGGUGUAGAG